AUGAAUUCCGAGGAUUUUCGAAUUCGUUCGCCAGACUUAUUUCUACUGCCAUAUGAAGACCAGAAGAAGCAGCGGCGCGUCUCAAAGGUCUCAGACCUGACUCCUCAGGAAAGAGAACUCCUGUCUAGAGUAUGCCAUGUUUCCGCUGAAAGGCAGCCCUUAGGACGGAUCUGGUUACGCACAUGCUACCAGCCAUCCUCGGAUGUCGCUUUCUCAGAAAUUGAGGCUUGGUUAAAGGUGAAAGGAAAUUACUCAAUUUUCAACGACGCAUCAUUAUACGACUUUGGGGCCAAUUGGGAGAAAGUCUUCCUCCGUAUUCCACAGCUCUUAGAAAGCUAUCAAUCUGCCGAGGAAUACGAGGAGAGCGCGAAAGAGGCUCUUGAGGCCGGAAUCGAGGCCGAGGCUGAAGAUGCAGAGCAAGCCGAGGCGGAUGGUUAUGACCCGGAGGAGGAUGGGCUACCGUGGCCCUGCUUCUUUGGUGAUUACCAUAUGGCUCGGAUCGUGGGCCGCAUUUAUAUCGUUGAUGCGAAGACGCUUGCUUCGGAGGGAAGGCAUGCGGGCAAGGUUCUUGCGGUCUGGUAUGAUGAGUGUGGGCGGGUGAUCCGCUCGUAUCGUCAUAAUAAUGUGGAUGAUGCGGCGUGUUAUGUUUAUCUGGACGAUUGCUACUUGACCGAACACGGGUGUUGGGCGAAUGCAAAGAUAGGCAAGGAGUAUGAAUGGGGAGCUCCAUUUGGUCCGCCUUAUGGCGAGAGUGGCGAGAGUGAGGAGGAAGAUGAUGACUAG
Penicillium cataractarum is the source of this 783-nucleotide messenger RNA. RefSeq lists its product as uncharacterized. The transcript has 2 exons. NCBI's taxonomy places the organism in Eukaryota, Fungi, Ascomycota, Eurotiomycetes, Eurotiales, Aspergillaceae. Bases 1 to 783 code for a protein of 260 amino acids. The record is from RefSeq and is a predicted model, not a curated record.